Micromonas pusilla CCMP1545 is the source of this 2004-nucleotide messenger RNA. RefSeq lists its product as uncharacterized. The record is from RefSeq and is a predicted model, not a curated record. Gene Ontology annotation, biological process: regulation of autophagy. Gene Ontology annotation, cellular component: Mon1-Ccz1 complex; lysosomal membrane; late endosome membrane. The transcript has a single exon. Bases 1 to 2004 code for a protein of 667 amino acids. NCBI's taxonomy places the organism in Eukaryota, Viridiplantae, Chlorophyta, Mamiellophyceae, Mamiellales, Mamiellaceae.
AUGCCGCCGCGCGCGCACGUCCGCGUCGCCGAGCCCGGGGUCGCGUUCACGCCGCCGCCGCCGCCGCCGUGGGCGUCGCCUCACGACGACGAGACCACGGCUCCGACGCCGGCGUUUUACGACGACGCGAGCGGCGUCGUCCUCGUGAAAAACAACCUCGGGCUGCGGUGCCAUCCGCUGCCGCCGCCGCGCUCGAGCUCGAUCGAUUCUCGGUCGUCAUCGUCCGAAUCGCUUCCCGCGGAGGAGCCGUACGACAUCGCGAUCGCGCCCGGGGAGGUGCUCGACGCGCGGUUGUCGCCCGCGCCCGGCGGCGACGCGCGGCGAAUUGGAAACGAUUCGGACGACGACGACGACGACGACGACGACGACGCGCCCGCGCGCGUUCACCCCCCGCGCGUCGUCGCGGUCCAGCGCUCCCCGACGACGAUCGAGAUCGCGCCCGCGAGGAUCGUGGACGCGAGUUACGUCGUCGAGGCGCCGCCGGGACGGACGCACGUCGUGACGCGCGCCGCGGAGAAGGGCGAGACGAUCGUUUCGUUUUUUUGGGUCCGAAACGUACCCGGGGUGGACUUCGUCGUCGUCACCACGCUCGGCGUGGAGCAGCACAAGCUCGUCGCGGACGGCGGCGGCGACCGCGAGUCCGAAUCCGAAUUCGACUUCGGCCCGCGGCUCGUCUUGGUCUCGGAGAAGAAGAAGCCGGGGGGCAGAGUCGCGUGGUGCGUCUAUUCGCGCGCCGCGUCGACGCUCGUCGUCGCCGUCGCCGGCUCGAAAAAAGUCGUCGUCGCCGCGUCGAGGUUCACGUCCGCGGGGGUCGUGAAGCUCCCGAAGUUUGAUCUGCCGCUCGAGGAGGGCGACGCGGACGGCGGUCUUCUCGACGCGCGAUGCGCGCGUUUGGUCGCCGCGCGCGGGCGGCCUUUCCUGUGCGUCGUGGGCGCGGCCGCGGGUCUCGCGCGGGUGUACCGGGUCUUCGCGGACGCGUUCGUUUUGACGGCGACGAUCUCGUUGAAACCGUUCGGUCUCGGGCGUUACGAAGGACAGAGCGCGCGAGCCGACGCCGCGUCCGUCGCCGUGUCCGUGGUGGACGACGCGCUCGUCGUGCACGCGCUCGACGCGGGCGUGAGCGCGGUCUACGACAUCGUCGGCCGCCGCGUCGCCGACGCCGACGCCGCCGCCGCCGCGCCCGCCGCGUUUUCUCUUCCGGCGUCUUGGGAAGUCCCUCGCGGCGAAUCCGCGCCCGUCGACGCCGCGGAAGCGCCGCUCGAGCCGAUCGCGCCGCCGUUACCCCUCGGCGGCGUCGACCGCCAGCUUCGAUGCGACCGCGCGUGGAAGUUCUACGGCGACGACGUCGUGAUGCACCCGAGAGGCGGCCGCGCGUGGCGCGCGCGGCUCGACCUCGCGGCGUUGACGGAUUCGUGCUCGCGGCGGUCCGACGUGGUGGCGUUUUUGCAGUCGCGCGCGGAGGUGUCCGGCGGAUUCCCCGCGGACGGCCCGAAAGCGCUGACGUUGCGCGCGUUGCGGGAGAUGGUGACGGACAGUAGCUUGGAUGUAACGGAAGCGCGACGGGCGUUUAAGAUAACGUGCGACGCGUACGGGGAGGCGGCGCGGCGCGUUUUCGAGCGACGCGGCGCCCGCGGCGGCGACGACGACGACGCGUCGACGUCGACGUCGUUCGCGCUGCCGUCGACCUCGCCCGCGGUGUCCCCGGGUGAGAUGCUGAGCGAGGUUUUCGCGCCGAUGGCGAAGGAAGCGUUGGAAGCCUCGCGCGGCGGGGACGGGGACGGGGACGGGGACGCGAAACGCGCGGAGAGCGGUCAGAGGGCGGCGCUCGCGUUGAGACGAUCCAUCGUGGAUUUUCUUCUCGCGCUCGACGAGUCCGCCGCGCGCGAGGUGGCGGACGCGGACGGGUGCGUCGAGAAGUUAGAGAGGCUGAGGGAGUCGCUGCCGUCGCCGGUGUCCGGCGCGGGCGAGCCGCAUCAGCUCCCGUGGCGAUCGCGCGAGGCGUAG